Molecule: messenger RNA, 579 nt
Organism: Wallemia mellicola CBS 633.66
Lineage: Eukaryota; Fungi; Basidiomycota; Wallemiomycetes; Wallemiales; Wallemiaceae
Exons: 2
Coding region: 1-579 (192 amino acids)
Biological process (GO): mitotic sister chromatid segregation
Cellular component (GO): MIS12/MIND type complex; kinetochore
Source: RefSeq, a predicted model, not a curated record
AUGGACAUCAAUUAUCCAAAGAUCGACUUAGAAAGCAAGGAACACCUUAAAUUUUUAGAAGGUUAUUAUAAGAAUGAAUUAUUCAGUCAAAUUGAUAGUUCAGACGACUCAAAUGACGCACUAAAAUGUUUACUCAAUAGUUACUUCAAUAAGACCUUCAGUUUAAUACAUCCUAAUAUAAAAAUCAAUGGACAGAAUUAUCAGGAUAUAAACCUCGAUGAUGAGGUCGAAUUUGAACAGUUUGACGAUAAACUUAGAACUCAAAUGUCCGAAUUAGAUAGCAAUAUUGAGCAAUUACAGAAUAGAUUAUCAGAAAAAAGGAGAAUUGUACCAUUAGAAUUGGAAGAACUCCUUAGCAGACAGUUAAGAAGGCAGAAACCUUCCAACCAGGAUCCUAAUCUUGAGGAUGAAGCAUCACCACAAGAAGAAGAAAGUGACAAAUGCGUAGAAUUCCAUAAAGAAGGUUUAGAUGAUAUAAACAGCAAUAUAAAUACUCUCUUAUCCAAAUUACCACAGCAAAUAUCGAAAUUGGACAGGGCGAAGAACCUACAAAAUGAUUUAAAAAGUCUGGAAUUUUGA